Haliotis rufescens (red abalone) is the source of this 1836-nucleotide messenger RNA. Its product is annotated as glutamine synthetase-like. Gene Ontology annotation, molecular function: glutamine synthetase activity. The transcript is spliced from 2 exons. Gene Ontology annotation, cellular component: cytoplasm; membrane. The record is from RefSeq and is a predicted model, not a curated record. Bases 123 to 1439 code for a protein of 438 amino acids. NCBI's taxonomy places the organism in Eukaryota, Metazoa, Mollusca, Gastropoda, Lepetellida, Haliotidae.
GGUAUUCCAGAUUUACCAUUGUCAGUCAGACUCGUUGUGAGAAGACGCAUAUUGUUUUCGUGGAACCAAUCUUUAUCAGUUAAUUAUUUACUAUUCACUUUUGCAGGUUGACCACAGUGACAAUGUCGAAUUUCGAGCAAGAACAUAACGAGAUCUGUCAAUACGACUAUGUGCGGCUUGCCCUCUGUGAUCUGAAUGGCAUGAGUCGUGGUCAAGUGAUAGCUGGUCGCUAUGCCGCCGAAUACAUGGACGCGGGGUUGGAUAUGUGCCAAGACACGUUGUUACUUGGUCCUAGAACAGAAGUAGUUCCAGUAUUUCAUGAGAAGAACUAUAAUGUUGGCAAUAUGUUGAUCUUUCCUGACCCUGACACACUGAGGUCCAUUCCCUGGGCUCCGGACGGAGUGAAGGUUGCUGAAGUCUUGUGUGAGUCUCGAUGGAAGAAAGACAACUCUCCACAAGAAGCGUGUCCUCGGUAUGCUGCAAGACAGCAGCUUCAGAGGUUGGGUGAUCUUGGAUUUGAUUUGUAUUCCGGCCAUGAGAUUGAAUUCAAACUCCUUGACAAUAACACCAUGGAGCCAGUGUUUGCAGGAAGAGAUGUGUACAGUAACAGGGUAUUUAACAAACAUAGCAAAUUGUUAUUCCACUUUGAUAGGCAUUUUCAAGAAUCCAAGAUAGAUGUUGAAAGGUAUUAUGUUGAAAUUGGACCUGGGCUUUUUGAAGCUGUGACAAAACCCAAAUAUGGAAUCGAGAGCCCGGAUAUGGCUUUUAAUCUGAAGGAAGGUCUCUUGGAAAUGGCAGAUUUGGAGGGUUUUAAAAUCACCUUCAUGUCCCAACAUUCCUAUGAUCAGAUGGGGCUCUCCACACAUUUCAAUUUUUCGCUAUGGAAUAGAUGUGGUGAAAGCAUAUUUUAUGACGAAUGUUCUCCAGACAAACUGUCUACAGUUGCAAAACAAUGGAUUGCUGGUAUCCUGAAGCACAGUAAAGCUCUCUGUGCCUUUGCAAACCCUACUGUCAACUGCUAUAGGAACCUGGGUAAAUCUAUUUAUCCAUCACCUAUCUAUUGGGGAAUAGAGGACCGAUAUGCAUGCAUUCGCGCAAAAAACGAUGGACCUUCAAGAACAUACCUUGAGAACAGACUACCUGGCGGAAAGAGCAAUUUGUAUCUCGUAGUGGCGUCUACCAUUGCUGCUGGACUGGACGGCGUAAUUAAAAAGAUGGAGUGCCCACCUCCUGGCAAAACAGAGGACGUCGAAUAUCUCCCGCGUUCCCUGGCAGAAGCUCUGGAUGAGCUGGAAAAGGAUGAGGAUCUAUGUAAUGCCUUAGGGAAGGAACUGGUGACAUGGUUUGUCAAGUGCAAGAGAGAUAUGGAGGUCGCUAAGUACAAAUUGGUUGAGACAGACGAGCAACGCUUUGCUAUGGAAACAGUGGCGUAUUUCUAAUAUGACAACAUGUUGGGCUUGUCAACAAUGUAUGAUCGUUCAGCACUUCAGCACAGGUAUUAACAAUUUCAACGAAUUUGUUAGUCAGUCCAAGAAUAUAUGGCAUCAUUAAUAACUAUGACAGGAUUUUGCAUUUGGCUUGAGCCUAUUUCUGCCUAGUUAGUUUCUGAAUUAGAAAACCAUUUAACUUACGUAUGGAUACAACUGACAUCAACAUCCUCUUUCUUUUGACCUUUGUACCUAUAAACACCAUUUUAGACAAGAACCAUAUUUUACUUUGCUUUAAUUACUUUCUAACAGAAUUGUAUUUUCAUCAAAUCCUUAUGUUUACAUUGCACAUAAAUAGAUUCUCUAGUUCGACGCACCUCUUUUUCUUUGUCUUCUCUCUUAAGUGAUA